UAUAUUAUUUUGUUUAAAGUAAAUUUUAGAUCUUUAGAUUUUUCUCCAUAGAUGGCGUCACUCUUAAUGAAAACAAUAACCUUACAAAAAAAAUGACGUAACAAAACAUAACCUCAAAGUUUCAAUUUAUCGCAUUGUGAAGAGAAUUCUGAAAAAAAUGUUCAAAAAGCCGUUCCGCGUGAAAUCAAAUACACCAAUAAAAAGCUCCGAACGAAAAUCACUCAAAGAAUCUAUUCGAAAGCACCUUCCCUUAUUAAGUGGAACAGACGUUGAUAAUCUUUUCCCGAAGAAAGAAAACGCAUCUUGUAUGAAAAUCAUCACCUCAGAUAAUAUAAUUGUACAAGUUUAUGUAGUUCAAAAACGUGCUGUUGCUUUUGAAUAUAACUCGAUUAUUUACCCAACUGUUUAUGUAUUAUGGAAGUAUGAUAAUAUAGCGUUGAAUUUCACAACGAAUUCGUUUGUCUUUUCAAAAAUAUCUGGUGGGGCUGAUUUAAUGUUACCAGGAGUGAGUUUAAAUCCAAGCGGUUAUGGCAUUUUCACCCAAAAUCAAAUAGCCAGUAUUAAUACUGUAGAAAAUAAAGCUUGUUUAGCUGUUGGCGUUACGGCAAUGUCCUCAGAUCAAAUACAAAUACAUGGAAAAGGAAAAUGUGUUAUCGUUUACCAUUUUUAUGGUGACAAUUUGUGUACUAUUGAAGAUAUGCCUCUUCAAAAAUUACCAUUAUUUGGACCUCCCGCUUGGUUAACAACUGAAAAUAUCGAAGAAUCCGUUAAUGAUGAAACCACUGAAGAAGAAAUUGAAAGCACUGAAGCUACCAGUUCAGCAACAAUAGUUUCUUCAUCAAAUGAUGAUACGGAUAAGUUAUUAAUGGACUGUUUUUUAACUGCCAUUAAAUAUUCAAAAACUAUCGAAUUACCCAUAUUAACAUCUUCGUUUUAUAAAUCACAAGUUUUAUCGGUGUGUCCACCCGAUAAAGUGUUAGAUAUUAAAAAAACUAGUUUUAAGAAAGUUGGGGUGUUUCUUAAACAAAUGUGUAAGGAAGGAGUUAUUGAUAUUAAAGAAAAGAAAAAAGGAGUUGAAACACUCGAAGGGAUUAAUCGAGAUCAUCAAAUGUUAAAAGAAUUUUAUGUUGAGAUUGAUAAUCGUCCUAAACCACAACAAGACAAACCUGAUGCAAAAACCGAUGUGCCAAAUCGAAAUAUCAUCGAAACUUAUGCCAUUACAAGUUCCACAGAACCUAUAUUUAAGGAAUUUCAAUUAAAAAAAAAUGAUACGUUAACAAAAUUAGAAAUAAGAAAAUAUAUAACAGAAUAUGUAAAAAGUCAUAAUUAUCAGAACGAAGACAACAAAAGAUUUGUUAAAAUUGAAGGUGAUUUAUCGCAUAUUUGUAAAGGUGAAGCGAUGGUGACUUGGGAAGAAUUAAUGGAGAAGAUUUGCGCUUCAAUGAAACAGUGCUUUAAGGUAACAACAGGUGUUGAGGAAAUAGUAUCAAAAGGUAAGUUAGAACCCAUUGUAAUGACCGUACAAAGACGGGGCGGUAAUAAAAAAGUGACGCUCAUUGACAAUUUGGAACUUUACGGUAUACGUAUCGGCGAGUUUGCCAAAGAAUGUCAACAUGGUGUAGCGGCUAGCACUAGUAUUAGUAGACCACCUGGGAAAAAAUGUGAGGAACUUUUAGUACAAGGCAAUCAGGUCUUAUUUGUUUAUAAUUUAUUAAUCGAUAAAUAUAACAUCCCAAAAAAAUAUAUCAGGGGCUUAGAAAACGCGCCUAAAAAGAAAUAAGCGCCCCGUUUUUUACGGUGUUACUGUGAUAUUUAUGAACGUUGGAUGUCUUUGUGUGCCUGAAAAUAUAAUUGUUUAACGGAAAAAUUAAUAAAAUUGAAGGAUAAUAAUAUUAAUAAUAAAGAAUUGAAAAUAGUUUAAGACAUAUUUAUUGAAAUAAACAUUCACUGCAAUACAAAUUGCAAUUUGUGAGGAAUAAAAUAGAAUUCUGUUUAUAAAAUAAAUAAGUUGGGCGAAUAAA
Messenger RNA from Onthophagus taurus, 2021 nucleotides. It is a transcript of the gene eIF2D, whose product is annotated as eukaryotic translation initiation factor 2D. The record is from RefSeq and is a predicted model, not a curated record. Lineage: Eukaryota; Metazoa; Arthropoda; Insecta; Coleoptera; Scarabaeidae. Gene Ontology annotation, biological process: formation of translation preinitiation complex; translational initiation. Gene Ontology annotation, molecular function: translation initiation factor activity; RNA binding.